UGCACUUUACACCAGGCUUGUUGCUGAGCGCCCGCCUACGUUCGGACAGCCUUUGUAGUGCGAGUCAAUAUUCCCGGAAGUGUGCUGUGCGUUUGAUUUGAGCUGCUCCCUCCUCACCAUUCAGUGGCGCGUACUCCAGUGUAGCAGCAGCAUAACGUAGACUAUGGCAGAGCAGGAUCCCACCCCGGAGCAGCUGGCGGCCAUCGCAGCGGCCAACGAGGAAGCGGAGGGCGGGGUUAACUACAAGCCCCCCGCUCAGAAGAGUCUGCAGGAGAUCCAGGAGCUGGACAAGGAUGACGAGAGCCUGCGCAAGUACAAGGAGGCCCUGCUGGGGAACGCCGCCGCGGCUGCAGUAGACCCCAAUGCUCCCAAUGUCCAGGUGACACGCUUGACCCUGAUGUGUGAGACGGCGCCGCUGCCCCUGACCCUUGACCUACAGGGAGACCUGGAGUCCUUCAAGAAACAGUCCUUUGUCCUGAAGGAAGGCGUGGAGUACAAGAUAAAGAUCAGCUUCAAGGUCAACAAGGAGAUUGUGUCGGGACUGAAGUAUGCCCAGCAGACCUACAGGAAAGGAGUCAAGGUUGACAAGUCAGACUACAUGGUGGGGAGCUACGGGCCGCGGCCGGCAGAGUAUGAGUUCCUGACUCCUCUGGAGGAGGCUCCUAAAGGCAUGCUGGCCCGCGGCACCUACAACAUCAAGUCCAAGUUCACUGAUGACGAUAAGCACGACCACCUCUCCUGGGAGUGGAACCUUAACAUCAAGAAAGAGUGGAAAGACUGAGUCCCCGUCAACUUAAUUUCCCCCCAUCUUCUUAUUCCCAUUCCAUUAUUUUGCAUUCAUAAUUAUGUGAUAAGUAAUUAAGGCAAAUUGCUCUCUCGUCCACCCCCAAUCCCUGCAGUAGUUUCAUUCCAAUCACGUUGUCAUGCCAUUCACCCCCCCACACACACACACACACUCCUUGUGAUGCUGAGUAUUGAAUAUGUGGAGAAAGCAAAUCAUGUGCACAAUCAUGAAUUUGUUUUGGUUAGUUUGUAUAGAACCCUUUUUUUAAUGAAGAAAAUGAAAAAUUGAUUUGUUAAUGCUCUUGAUAUGGAUGUCAAUCAACUGUGUGAAUUCCAUCCUUUCCCCUUCAUGCUGAUUGUUUUGUACAACCAUGAUCUGCCUUGUAAAGUUGUUGCUGUGUGUUAAAGGCUGUGGUCCACACUCUGUACUCUUUGUUGGGGACGUUGCCCUCUGUCAGUGGAAAGCCUUUGAGUAGAUUAUAUGUACCAGAGUCCACACAAUUAGUUUAUUCUGGAACUAGUGUGAAUUCCUAAGCGUUAAGAGGUGGCAUGAACAGCACUUACCGGCAGUCCACCAGAGGAACUGUGACCACCUGCUGAAGGUGCAAGUGUGCCUCUUCCUGUUCAGGGUUUUCACCUCCCUACCUAGUUCAUUCAGCAGCCAUGUGGCCUUAAAGAGGAUUCCUGUAGAACUAACGAUGAAGGAAAUGAUCACAAAGAGCCAUUUGCCUUCAGAACAGAACUGUCAGAUUGUUACGAGAGCCUCCUAUAGGGUUUGAGUAAAAGAGUUUUAGGCUGAGUGCAGGUGCGAACAGACAACCAUUGAGAUUCUUGUACCUUCUUUCCAGAUUAGCCAGUAGAAGUAGACCAUGAAAGAGAACAGCAGACAUCUCUGCUCCCUUCCCUCCUCACCGCAUCAGGUGGUCUCAAUGUGGACCACCUUUAGUGCUGUUUGCUGAUGUGAAUGUGUUUACGUUGAUAUAAAGAACCUGGUUUUGUUGACAACUAAGAAAUGAGCUCCUUGUCAAAUGCCCUCGAAGCAGACCUUGAGGCCUUCUUCCAGUCACUAACUCCAUUACAGUAGCGUCUCAUAUGGGGCCUUGCUGGUGGCCCUUGUGAGCAGAGAGGAAUGUCACACAAUAAGGGUUGUUAAUCCACUCACCUCGAGUAUGAAUCAACUCCAGGAUUACCAAAACUGGCUGUGCGUCCUAGCCUUUACAACCACCAGCUGCUCUCUGUUAAGGUCAGACAUUCAGAAUGGGAACUCAACAUCAAAUAGUUUUGAACUUUGGGCCUGAUGUUUUAGUUCAGGUAUAAGUUGUGCACAGACCCAGAGUUAAGUAGAACGAGAACAGCCAAGACCUCUUAAUACAAAACCGUGUUAUAUUUUUCUACACUCCAUUAAUCAAUGUCAUAACUUGUGAUGUAGGGCUCGGGCUUUGUUUGGUUUCAAUGGUUCAGUAUGCGUCACUGGAUCAUUGUUUCAGUAUGGUUUUGAUUCUGUGUACCACCUGGAGAACACUGUUCACCUGUCACAUUAAAAAGUCUUCAGACUGGA
Molecule: messenger RNA, 2341 nt
Organism: Oncorhynchus keta (chum salmon)
Lineage: Eukaryota; Metazoa; Chordata; Actinopteri; Salmoniformes; Salmonidae
Product: rho GDP-dissociation inhibitor 1-like
Exons: 6
Coding region: 164-781 (205 amino acids)
Biological process (GO): Rho protein signal transduction
Cellular component (GO): membrane; cytosol; cytoplasm
Molecular function (GO): protein binding; Rho GDP-dissociation inhibitor activity
Source: RefSeq, a predicted model, not a curated record